ACGUAUGCUCCGUAUACUUGCAAGACAGCCAUUUUAUGCAAUUGUAACAAGGUUAAUAUCUCGAAGUUCUCAAACAUUUGUAACUAAAGAUUCCCGUGAGACUCUUCGAAAAAAUUUAGUAGUUUUUCCCAAGUGUUGGAAUGCUUUCUCUACGAGGUCCGAGAGAAGGUUUUCCAAACUGCGGGAGAUGAACAGUUGGUGUCCAAGGCGAUUCUGUUCCUCUGAUUCAGAAGACAGUAAAAGUAGAAAAGAAACAUUGACGGAUUAUGAAAAUUCAAGUAAUCAUACUUUUGAAGGAAGUGGAGGAAUUCCGGUAUUUGGCAAAGAGGAUUCAGACCCGUCGCAGUUAGGAAAGGAUUACGUGCGGUUAGUCUCUUUACUUGUGCGUAUGCCAGAACUUGUAGAGUUUGCUGCCAAAAGUUAUCAUGUUGGAAACUCUUCUGUCGCCGACUCUUUUGACGACCCAGAGGCUAUCUCCCGCUUGGAAAAAACGAGAGCUGAACUAUUGGCAAGAUCAAUAGCAGAGAGGGCAGGACUUGCGUAUGAUGAGAUAUUUGAGUCUAUUCGUGAGAUUGAGUUUAGUAAUAUUUCCGACAAACCAAAAUUUUUACCAGUGGUUUAUAUUCCAAAGUUUGCAGUCGAUUUGGAACAGCAGGCAGAGUUGUACCGUUGCAUUGACAGUCUGAGAACUCUUUUUACAAUGCUUGACCUUUAUGGUGAAGUGCCGUUUCCUUGUGCAGCGUGGAUAGACGGAGAACCUGUAAAACCUUCCUCUGAAGCGGAUUAUCUUCGAGAGAUCGGUAGUGAAACGGAGAGUCCUGAACUGAUUAGAGCGAGACGUCAAUUGGAAGACACAAUUAUUCCUAGUCGGGUGUUACGAGGCUUUGAAGCAAAGCUUUUGGAAUUGCGACGAACUGCUCGAGUAACAAGAGGAGGCACUGUCUGGAGUUAUCGUGCUUUUGUUGUCGUUGGCAACUAUGAAGGCACAGCUGGUUAUGGUAUGGGAAAGUCUGCAAGUCCAAGACACGCAGUUUCGCUAGCUAUUAGAGAUUCUAUGAAACAUAUGAUUCACGUAGAGCGCUAUCAGGAUCGUACCAUCUACCAUCCUUUGGAUUUUACUUUCAAAGCAUCUCGUGUUCUCGUUUUUCCCGGAAGAACCGGAAAAGGAAUUCUCUCUGGUCCUUUAUUUACUGUAGUUUUGACUGUGUUUGGUUUUCAAGACAUCAGUGCGAAGAUGAUGGGUUCUCACAACCGAAUCAAUACUGUCAAAGCACUGUUUGGAGCACUUUCAACCCAUCGUACGGUGAAGGAAGUUGCAGCUAUUCGUGGAGUCAACUAUUUAGACCUUGGACUCACUAAUAAGGAAGAAACGAAGGAAAGAAACCAAUAUAUGGAAUUUCUAUAGAUCUACUCAUUGUCUCCGAAUGUAUGAAAUCAAUAAAAUCUCCAUUUUUAUU
Galdieria sulphuraria is the source of this 1457-nucleotide messenger RNA. RefSeq names its product 30S ribosomal protein S5 (mitochondria). The transcript has a single exon. Gene Ontology annotation, cellular component: ribosome. Bases 5 to 1405 code for a protein of 466 amino acids. The record is from RefSeq and is a predicted model, not a curated record. Lineage: Eukaryota; Rhodophyta; Bangiophyceae; Galdieriales; Galdieriaceae. Gene Ontology annotation, biological process: translation. Gene Ontology annotation, molecular function: RNA binding; structural constituent of ribosome.